Messenger RNA from Cryptococcus amylolentus CBS 6039, 1110 nucleotides. RefSeq lists its product as hypothetical. The transcript is spliced from 4 exons. Gene Ontology annotation, molecular function: protein serine/threonine kinase activity; ATP binding. Lineage: Eukaryota; Fungi; Basidiomycota; Tremellomycetes; Tremellales; Cryptococcaceae. Bases 1 to 1110 code for a protein of 369 amino acids. The record is from RefSeq and is a predicted model, not a curated record. Gene Ontology annotation, cellular component: nucleus; cytoplasm. Gene Ontology annotation, biological process: peptidyl-serine phosphorylation; endocytosis; signal transduction.
AUGUACGCAAGGAAAGAAAUUGGUACAGUCAUAGGGGGGAGAUACGAGAUCAAAGAAGUGAUCACUCACCGGGACCGCGAGGUGAGCGUCUACGUUGCCACAGACAUCGAAACCCAGGAAGAGGUCGCUCUCAAACUCAACACCGCGUUCGACAGAGUCCGACGCGAAACGAAGUUCUACGACUAUUCAAUACGAGACCUGGAGGGGUUUCCGAGCAAGAGGUGGUGCAAGAUAUGGUCUUGGGAGCGCGAAUACCAUGGUUACGGCGCUAUUGCCCUCGACCGUCUGGGACCGUCUUUGGAUACUCUCAUCAACGAGGUCGAAGAAAGCAAGUUUAGCCUCAAGACGACUCUUCAAAUCAUGAAUCAAGUCAUCACCCGCAUUCAGGCUUUACAUGAACGUCACAUUGUCCACCGUGGUAUCAGACCGGACAACUUCUGCAUUGGCCUUAGAGGAAGCAAGACAGAGAAUAAGGUGUAUUUGAUCGACUUUGACCUCUCUAAAAAGUACAUCAUGGACGGAGUCCACAUACAGGACUAUGGGGACAACGUGGGCAACCAAGAUUGGACGUCGUUGGCCAUUGCCGAAGGAUACGAGCCUGUGAGGCGAGAUGAUAUGGAAUCCGCUGGUUUCCUGGCUAUCUACCUCCUCAAGGGCAAAUUGCCCUGGUUAUGUGAAUACAGAUCAAGCUCAGUAAUGCGUGGCAAAGCGAUCACUGCUCUGCAAGAGCUGUGCAAAGACCUCCCAGAGGAGAUUAUCACAUACAUUAUUUACUGUCGAUCACUUCAAUUUGCCCAAGAGCCCGAUUAUGGCUAUUGCCGCGAGCUUUUCCGCCAAGUGUUCGAGAGGGAAGGGUACAAAGAUGAUGGGCUGUGUGAUUGGAGUACACCUCAGCUUGUCGCCGAGUCCGAGAGCAUGGAAAUCGCACAUGGCUCCGAUGAUGAUCUCGCCAGCAGAAAUCACUCCGAGGAGGACGGCUCCGCUACCCCGUUCGAUGGCGAUACUGUUGAUGGGCAGACUCUUGUUACUGAGACGACCGAGGCAUGUUCUGCUGAAUAUCUUAAUCUGCGAACCCGCCAGGUUCUCAGACUUAUGAAAAGGAUACCGUAG